AUGGCUAACAACAACAACAUCCCAAACCCCGAUCCCUUCCUCCUGGAACAGCUGAUCGAAGAUUCCACCCGCGAGGUGACGAAUCGUCGUCGGCAGGAAGAACCACAACAUGCUCUUGCCGGACAGAGAAGGUCGAGACAUGAGACCUCGCAACCUAGGAGGCAGCGGAUCCAGAGCAUCCAGCAGCUGCAGGGCUUCCAACAGGUUCAGAAUGUCGAACAAACCCCUCCCGAGGGACACGUUCAGAACGGGGAAGACGAGCAGGCCCGAACCCACAAUGGGCCUGAACAUCCCCAAAAUGAGAAUGAGACUGACGCCAGAGACGGGCACGCUGCUUCCUCAUUCACCCACACCUCCGACAGGCAGAGAGCCCGUCAUGAAGAAGAGGAGGAGCCGCUCAACAUCCCCGAGGAUACUGACCCCAUCAUUGACCGUCUGCUCAAAGAACUGCAAAAGACGAACAGCCUCCUCCGACUUCAGGACGACCGCAUCCACGAGCUGGAAAGGAAGCGACGACACCGCUCCCCUCCGCGGAGGCACUACUGGUCGCGCUCCUACUCCUCCUCGCGCUCACCACCGAGGAGACACCGUCGGUGUUCCCCAUCUUCUUCACGCUCUCCACCUAGAAGACAUCGCCGCCGGAGAUCAUAUUCCCGCUCUCCACCAAGAAAGAGCAGGAAGAAUCAGAGACCAGAUGUCACUGAAGCAAGAAGCCUCUCCCCCGAGCAGGGUCAUCGGGGCCCUUCCAAGGCUGUGCUGAAACCCCGCGAGCGUCCUCCACCUCGGGACAAUCGCGUCAGCCCCGACAAUAACCAGGGAAGACCCCGGCGAGGCAGACAUUCAACUUCACCAGGACCGAGCGACGAAGAGGACUUCCGCAGCCCUUUGUUCGAGAACAUCCGAAGAGCCCGCCUCCCUCGAUGGAUGGAAAAACCCCUAGACGACCCCACAUUCGAGCACAGGCGAAACACCGUUCAAGUUAACCUAUGGCACCGAAGCCGUGAUCCCCGUGGAGAUCCGAGAACCAUCUCGUCGGACUGA
Molecule: messenger RNA, 1041 nt
Organism: Vicia villosa (hairy vetch)
Lineage: Eukaryota; Viridiplantae; Streptophyta; Magnoliopsida; Fabales; Fabaceae
Exons: 2
Coding region: 1-1041 (346 amino acids)
Source: RefSeq, a predicted model, not a curated record